Messenger RNA from Ostrea edulis (European flat oyster), 1169 nucleotides. RefSeq lists its product as uncharacterized. The transcript is spliced from 4 exons. Gene Ontology annotation, molecular function: protein dimerization activity. Lineage: Eukaryota; Metazoa; Mollusca; Bivalvia; Ostreida; Ostreidae. The record is from RefSeq and is a predicted model, not a curated record. The coding region runs from base 159 to 554 and encodes 131 amino acids.
AUUUUGUAUCGCGGAGGAGUAGGAGUGGCUAUGAUUACUACUCGGUAGUUCUAUAUAAAGAACGAGGUUUUAGCGGUUUAAUCAAAACGUGUUUUACUUGUGAGGAGUAGAGACUAUUGAACUAGCUUACUUGAAUUAUAUCUUGGAGUAAUACAAUCAUGGUGCAGUAUGUAAAACGUCAAACUAGUGCACAGAUGGUGGCUAAACAGCACUUAAGACUUCACUUGAGACGAAUCCGAAAUAAAGAAUAUUCCAGACUCAGAGACAUGGUCCCAUCUAUUGCCAAGAAAGACAAAAUUUCUAAGGUGACAGUCAUUGAGGAGGCUGUAAAAUACAUCGAUGAACUGCACAGAGCUCUGUUUGAGCGGCUACAUUCUAAAGCUCUCGGAAACAAACCAAUGUCAGAUGAUCACGUAAAAGAUUUCAUACACACCCUGAUUCCGGCGGACUUGUUCUCCAAGACGCAAUCUUCCAGCUCUACCUUUGAAAAAACACAAAGACAUCCUUCCUACUUAAUGCCAAAGAAGCAGAGGGGGUUUGGCAAACCACACUAAUGCUUCGGGCCAACUGUUUUCUGUGAUAUAUAAGAAAAAUUGCACGCACUGACUGUGAUAUUUAUCUUUUAUGAAUAUUAUAACCAAUUUUUAUUGGAGUUUUUGCCUUGUGAAUUCUGAUCCUCUGGGCUAUUGAAAAGUGCAGCUUGCACCCACAGUCCCCAAUCCAGGAAAAGUCGGCGCCAGCUCAAUAUCUCUGCAGGUAAUUGCAUAUAUAUCUAUACUUUAAUGUUUUUUGUCAUUGGUAUCUUUACAAAUGAUAGCCAUUUCCUCGUGAAGCGAACAAUGCGCGUGUGAAUCUUGAUAAUUAUAGUAUAUCUAUUUUAACGACUGGGAAUUUAGACAAAAAUGAAAAUAGAAUGAAAUGCUGCCUGUGAAUAUUUGAAAAUGAAAUCUCUUCUUUUUAUUUUGCAGAUACGGAAUUAGCAGUACAGUGUUUCCCUCGCAGUGUAUCCGGUUUGAAAUACGUGUUCCUGUACGAUGAGACGGGAGACUAGAAUGCUACGCACUCAAAAUGUCCAUUUCAAAUGCAUUCCAACAUACAAUGUGAUCCAUUCCAAUGCUAGUCUUUUAUGAAAAAUAUAUAUUUGAUAUAAUAAAACAAUUCAAAAAGAU